Daldinia childiae is the source of this 885-nucleotide messenger RNA. RefSeq lists its product as uncharacterized. Gene Ontology annotation, cellular component: precatalytic spliceosome. The coding region runs from base 1 to 885 and encodes 294 amino acids. NCBI's taxonomy places the organism in Eukaryota, Fungi, Ascomycota, Sordariomycetes, Xylariales, Hypoxylaceae. Gene Ontology annotation, biological process: RNA splicing. The transcript is spliced from 2 exons. The record is from RefSeq and is a predicted model, not a curated record.
AUGGCCGAUCAAGCUCGCCGGCGAAGAAAUCGCCCAGACAGCAAGCAGAUGUGGGAUGAGUCCGAACGCCGAAGCCGCCACGAACCAGACGCACGCGACAAAAGGGACGAUCGCGGUCGGGAUCGAGAGGACAGCCACCGCGGCAAAGAUCGUCGCUACCGGUCUAGAUCGCGAUCGCCUCGGCAAGACCGCCGCGAAAAGCACCGUGACCGUCGCGAGCCUGAGAGAGACCGAGCUCGAGAUAAUGAUAGAGCAUGGGCUAAAGGGAAUGAUCACCACGAUAGGAGGGGAGGGGGUAGGGAUAGGCGACGCGGUAGGGAUGAGGGCGCAACUAGAGGACCAGGUCGGGACCGAAGCCCACGGCGCUCUGCAUCGCCCGCUCGAAGUCCAGCAGGCAAACUAGACCGCAACACACACUCACACAGCAACUCUCCGCUCCCAACGCGACCACGCCCCAAUAACAGCAAACCCGAGGCCAGCGCAUCAUCGCUCCAGUUCAAAGUCGGUUCCAAACACCAACCACACGAAGAGGAAGCCCCCAACCGCGGCAGCGGCAGCGGUAGUAAGAGGGCAACAGGGAGCAAACGCGACGUGCAGGAAGAGCAGGAGGACAAUAGAAGGCGAACAACCGAGACGCCGGAUAGGGGAGAUGCCAUGGACGAGGACAAGGAGGAGGAGGACGAUGAUGAUGUGGUAGUGGAAGAGGACGACGGCCUAAGCGCGAUGCAGGCUAUGAUGGGCUUUGGCGGCUUCGGCACGACGAAGGGCACGCAUGUCCUGGGAAACAAUGCAGGUGCUGUGCGCAAGGAGAAGAAGACGGAGUACCGCCAGUAUAUGAAUCGUGUCGGCGGUUUCAAUCGUCCUUUAAGUCCGACGCGGCAAUAG